Molecule: messenger RNA, 1933 nt
Organism: Synchiropus splendidus (mandarinfish)
Lineage: Eukaryota; Metazoa; Chordata; Actinopteri; Syngnathiformes; Callionymidae
Product: cytochrome b-c1 complex subunit 1, mitochondrial-like
Exons: 13
Coding region: 82-1518 (478 amino acids)
Cellular component (GO): mitochondrion
Molecular function (GO): metal ion binding
Source: RefSeq, a predicted model, not a curated record
UAAAUAUUAUCAUUGGUCACCGGCCGCGUUCACUGUAAACGAGGCGAAGAAGACGUCGUCUCUUACAACUUGUGCUGAGAAAUGGCGGCGUCCGUGUGCCGAGUCGGGAGUACCGUGGGUCGAGCACUCGUCAAAAACCGAAAUCCCGUCCUCUUGUGCUUGCGGCGUGGACAGGCCUCCGUUAGCUAUGCCCACAGUCUGCUGGGAGCCCCUGAUACUCGACUUACUUCCUUGGAAAAUGGCUUGAGGGUAGCAUCCGAGGAGACUGGACAUUCUACAUGCACUGUUGGUCUAUGGAUCAGUACUGGCAGUCGGUAUGAGAAUGAGAAGAACAAUGGCGCUGGGUUUUUCCUGGAGCACAUGGCUUUCAAGGGAACUAAAAAGCACCCACAGACAGCAUUGGAGCAGCAGGUGGAGUCCAUGGGCGCUCAUCUGAGUGCAUACACUUCCCGGGAGCACACCGCUUACUAUAUGAAGACUUUGGCCAAAGAUCUGCCAAAGGCUGUGGAGCUGCUGUCAGAAGUAGUGCAGAGCUGCUCAUUGAGUGAGGCAGAAAUUGAGCAGCAGAGAGGAGUUGUGCUUCGUGAGCUACAGGAAGUGGAAGGUAACCAGCAGGAAGUUUGUCUGGACUUGCUGCAUGCCACAGCCUUCCAGGGAACCCCACUGGGCCAGAGUGUACUGGGACCCACCAACAAUGUUAGAUCUCUCACCCGUCAAGACUUGGUUGAAUACAUGGAAAGCCACUACAAAGCCCCUCGCAUGGUCCUGGCUGCGGCAGGAGGUGUGAACCAUGAUGAACUCGUGAGCUUGGCCAAGUCCCACUUUGGCAACGUAUCAUUUGAGUAUGAGGGAGAUGCUGUUCCUGUGUUGGCUCCCUGCAGAUUCACAGGCAGUGAGAUCCGCAUGCGUGAUGAUGGUUUACCGCUUGCUCACAUCGCUAUUGCUGUAGAGGGAGCUGCUGCUGCUAGUCCUGACAUUAUUCCUCUCAUGGUGGCUAACGCAACCAUUGGGAGCUAUGACCUCACCUACGGUGGAGGAAAGAACCUGAGCAGCCGCUUGGCUCGUCUGGCCGCAGAGGAGAAUCUUUGCCACAGCUUCCAGGCCUUCCACUCCUCUUACAGUGACACCGGCCUCUUGGGCAUUCAUUUUGUCACAGAUAAGCACAACAUAGAGGACAUGAUGCACUGGUCCCAGAACGCUUGGAUGAACUUGUGCACCACAGUGACGGAGAGUGAUGUUGCUAGAGGGAAGGUUGCUCUGAAGGCCAGUCUGAUUGGACAGCUUAAUGGAACCACUCCCAUUUGUGAUGACAUUGGCAGACACAUCCUGAACUACGGGCGGCGUAUUCCUCUGACUGAGUGGGACGCUCGCAUUGACGCUGUGACUCCAAGAAUGGUUCGUGAUGUGUGUUCCAAAUACAUAUAUGAUAAAUGUCCUGCUGUGGUUGGUGUCGGUCCGAUUGAGCAGCUUCCUGACUACAACAGAAUGCGCAGUGCCAUGUACUGGUUGAGGUUCUAAGGAGUUAAAAGAGUGCUCUAGAUUAUCCCCAAUAUCUCCCCCAUCACAUCAUUGACCACUGUUGCAGUGAGUAAUCAUAUGGCCCUUAACAAAUUGGAGUUCACUGGACAUUCGGGUCUUGGAAGAGAACCCAGUGGCCCUUUCGACUUUCCGCUCACAUUAUUGGCCCCACUUUUAUUCGAUCAUGAAUUUGUCUGCUACUCAUGUGGCACAAUUCAUUUGCUGCUCUUGCUGCUGCUUUACAUGUUGCUUCAGAUCAAAUUAUCCCUAAAAUGUUCGUCAACUGUCAAAAUCAGUCUGGAACGUGGUGCAAGAGCAUAUUUAUAAUUCUGUAAGAUUUUGUUCUGUCCUCUAUUGUACAUAACAGGACUUGUUGUGGAGAUAAUAAAACAGUCUAAAUGCGCCUGUUUCUCUG